AUGGAUCCAAACUUUCCAGAAGCUAGCAAUUUCACAAAGGGCUAUUACCACUUUGAUGAAGAAGGAAGCAUAGUGGUCUCUGAGUUUGAUCCUAAUCAAUAUGAUAACUUUCUUGAUGCUGAUCCAAAUCAAUAUGAUGGCUUCCUUGAUGCUGAUCCACUUGAUUUUUCAGCCAACACCAUUCCUACACAAGGUUCUUCUAUUGCCUCUGUCACAGAUCCUUCCCUUGAAGACACUGAUUUUUCAGAUACAAUUAAGUUCAUAAGCCAAAUCCUUAUGGAAGAGGAUGUUGACCGCAGACCGUUUUACGACCCGCUUUUGCAAAUUACCCAGAAAUUAUUCAAUGAUGCCCUCUUACAAGAUAACAAACCUCUUUCCCCCAAUCAACACCCUUUAGAUAUUCAUAGUUCUGAUGGAAGCACCAGCACCAGCACCAGCACCAGCACCAGCACCAGUAAUAGUAAUAGUAAUAGUAAUAGUAAUAGUAAUAGUAAUAGUAAUAGUAAUAGUAAUAUUGAAGAAUUUCGAGAGUCAAAACCCCUUUCCCCCGAAACUCCUGUUUCCGAUCUUAGUAAUAAUGUUUUUCAGUUUAAUUCACCUGCUAUUUCUUACACUUUGUCUCGACCUCAUACUACUAGUGUUAGUGAUGGACUCAGAGAUUUGGAUUCUUCUAUCACCAAUCUGUUGUCGCAAAACAUUUUCAGUGAUGCAGAUUCAGUUUCCUUAUUCAGGAAAGGUUUAGAAGAAGCCAACAAGUUUCUUCCUCCGCAGCCUAAGCUCGUGACCGGUCUAGAAUCCUCCAAUUUCAAUAUGGUUGGAGAGAAAGAGAAUCCCUUUCUGUUGAAGGGUAGAAAGAAUCACGAGCGCGAAGAAAGUGAUGAUAAAGAAGAAGAAGAAGAAGAAGCUAGGAGAAGUAACAAGCAAUCGGCCAUUAGUGUUGUUGACGAAGAUGAAUUAUCAGAGAUGUUUGAUAAAGUUUUGCUUAGUCUGGAGCAUUUGCCACUUUGCAAUGACAAUGAUAGCUUACAGAAUGGACAAGUGAAAACUGAGCAGUCGCCUCCAUCGAAUGGAGGAAAGGCUCGUACUAAGAAACAAAGCAAGAAGAAUGAGACCAUAGAUUUGAGGAAUCUUCUGCUUCUGUGUUCACAAUCUGUGUAUUCCAAUGACAACAGAAAUGCUAAUGAACUUCUGAAGCAGAUUAGGCAACAUUCUUCACCCUUUGGGGAUGCACCACAGAGGCUGGCUCAUUACUUUGCCAAUGGCCUUGAAGCACGCCUAGUCGGUAAUGGUGCUAAGGUACAAACGUUCUUUUUCUCGGCGAGCUCCAAGAGGAUUAGCACUGCUGAGUUUUUGAAAGCAUAUCAAGUUCAUCUAUCUACUAGCCCAUUCAAAAAGUUUGCAUACUUUUUUGCAAUUAAAGCGAUUACCAAAGCUGCUGCAAAUGCUGAAACCCUUCACAUAAUUGAUUUUGGUAUCCUUUAUGGUUUUCAGUGGCCAAUACUUAUUAAGUUUUUAUCCGAUACAAAAGGUGGACCUCCAAAACUUAAGAUCACCGGGAUAGAGUUCCCUUUACCCGGCUUUCGUCCAAUGGAAAGAAUCGAGGAAACUGGUCGUCGUCUUGCGAACUAUUGUAAGCGUUUCAAUGUUCCCUUUGAGUUUAACGCCAUAGCAUCGCGGAAUUGGGAAACAAUUCAAGUCGAAGAUCUUAAAAUCAAGAGCAAUGAGGUAGUUGUUGUGAACUCUUUGAUGAGGUUUAAGAAUUUAGUGGACGAGACAAUUGAAGUGAACAGUCCUAGAGAUGCGGUUCUUCAUUUGAUCAGGAAGAUAAAUCCGAUACAGGAUGAUGAUGGAGAAGGAAACUCUGGGACUAAGUUGAGGAAAUGGUACCAUAAAGAUUUUGUUUUUGAUGAAGACAACAAUUGGAUGCUUCAAGGUUGGAAAGGUCGCAUUUUAUAUGCUUCAACUUGUUGGGUGCCUGCAUAA
Vicia faba (fava bean) is the source of this 1983-nucleotide messenger RNA. NCBI's taxonomy places the organism in Eukaryota, Viridiplantae, Streptophyta, Magnoliopsida, Fabales, Fabaceae. The record is from the annotation of a GenBank genome assembly.